CUGGUUCUACCGCACGUUAAAAAAAUCUCAGAUUGCAAGAGCCAAAAACAAAAAAUACGAAACGGAAACCCAAAGUCUCAAAACUCACUCUUCAGCGCUUCCCUUAUUUCUCCCUGGCGGAGAGAGAGAGAGAGGAAGAAAAGCUGCAGAACUGAGAGGUGCUGACCAGCAAAUGAUAACAAGUUCUACAUUUUUAUAGCUUUGCUUUUUGGAACAGCAAGAACAUGAGAGCUCUGCCUAAUAAAAGGUCGCAUGAGGAGGGCGGAAAUGGAAGUGGUGGUAUUAGUGGCAGUCAUGGAAGUGCUCUGCUCCAAAGUUCCAGCAUGAGGAUUCCAGCACGUUCCCUGGUGUGAUGGGUAGACUGGAGUCUUCAACCUUGGGUGAUUACCAUAGUCAUUAUGACAUAGGGCAGGAUGCUUGGAUGCCUAAGCCUCCUGGGACUGAAUCUCAUGAUGCAGAUAGAAGAUCACCUUUGCUUCCAAUGUACCGAGUGCCAUCAUCUUCAAAUGACUUUUAUUCGGAUCACCCUUCAGGUUUUGAAAGCAGGUUGGAAUUUUGAGAUACCAAGGAUGGAACUAAGGACCCUAAAUUUGAGAACUGUGAAAGUAAUGUUGAGCAAAGGGAGUUACAUAUAGGCAGUAGGCUUGAUAAGGAUGUGAAGUUUGACAGCAGAGGAGAUGACAAUAAAGCAACCAAGCAUGAAAGGGAAACAUAUCCAGAACACAGAGCUGACAUAAAUGGUGGGGCAAGCAACCAUCCGAACUGGAAAAAUGCAAAUUAACAACACGGGCAAAAGGUAUCUGAUGCCUCUGGAGGGAAUGUGGAUCCAUGGAAAGCAUCACGAUCCAAUUUGCAUGGCCCAGUUGAGGGCAUAAAGGAAUCCACAAAUGUGGAGGAGAUGGAGUAUGCUGAAGCAUGUGAGGCUGUUGCAGAGAACAAGGUUGAUUUUAAAGGGAAGGAUAAGUUGAAAGAGAGAGAUAUGAAAAGGAAAGAGGUAAAACAAAGGGACUGGGGAGAAAGGGAUAAAGAAAGAAAUGACUGGCGAAACACUUUGCAGUUGUGCAGCAAUAGCAUUAGUGAAAACAAAGAGCCAAUGCGGGAAGAGAGAGAAGCUGAGAGGUUGGAAAAGGAGAGGAUAGAUCUUUUGAGAGAAAAGGAGAAAGUAAAUGAAAGAGAAAACGAUUUUAUGAAAAAGGAAUCGGGGAAUGGAUCUGAAAAAGAAAGUCCUCGCAGUGAUAAGGAAAUGUUAAGACAUCCCCAGCAGAGCUGCAGAGCAAGAGAAUCUAACAUCAGAAUUAAAGAAAUAAAAGGAUAAUGAUAGUUGGAAAAAUGUUGACAGGGAUCCUAGAAAGAUGAAAAAGGAAAGAGAUGCAGAGGAGGAAGGCGAAAGGUAUGACAAACUCAAUAAGAAUCAUGACAAGGAGUCAGACGAAGGAUGUGGUGAAGAUGAAGGAGGUGCAGAAAGGGAGAGAGAAGUUUUUAAUAUGGAGUUCAGCAGUGUAAGAGGAUGCUUAGGCCAAGGGGUAGUCCUCAACGUACUCAUCGUGAUCCUUGUUUUAGGUCUCACAAUCAAGAUAAUGAAGGGCACAUUGGUCCUCCAAAAGAUCUUCCAUCUAGGACAGAUCUCACUGAUCUACUCGUUUCUCUUGUCACUGAGAUGCAACAGUCUCAAGGUAAACCUGAUUUGUCCACCAGUGUUUAUAAAGUUGGUGAAUGUGUGCAAGAGCUAACUAAAGGAUGGAAAGAAUAUGAAGCAUCUCAAGCAGAUAAGAUGUCUGAAAGUUCUUCAAAUGGUCCUACUCUAGAUAUUUGGAUACCAUCUGAGCAUGUUUCUGCAGCAAACCGCCAGGUAAGAGGUAACCAGCUGUGGGGAACAGAUAUAUACACUGAUGAUUCGGAUCUUGUUGCUGUUCUUAUGCACACUGGCUAUUGUCAUGCGACUGCAUCACAGCCUGAAGCUACUAUUCAGGAGUUACGUGUCGCUAUCAGAGUGUUACCUCCACAAGAAUCUUGCAGGAGGACUAUUUAUCUGGCUGCAAAAGCCCAAUAUUGCCCCAGAAGGUGCAGUGACCAAAAAAUAUCCCAAAUGAAGUGCAUGCUGACAAUGAAUGAUUUAGAUAUAGAUUUUGAGCUUGAGCAAAGGAGGGUCAAUUUCUGAUAUACAGCGGUGUCCUACACAUUCAUCUUUUAUGGAGCCUACUCUUGCCCCAGUUGCUGUUGAGCACAUGACUACAAGGGCUACAGCUUCGAAUGCAUUACAACAACAAAGAUUUGUACAAGAAAUUACUGUACAGUUCAACCUAUGUGGUGAGCCUUGGGUUUAAAAUUCAACGGUUGCCUUUGCACUUCACCGGAAAAAUUAGCCGCCACCCACCUCUGUCCAGGCAAUCCCUUUGCGCCGC
Coffea arabica (coffee) is the source of this 2402-nucleotide messenger RNA. NCBI's taxonomy places the organism in Eukaryota, Viridiplantae, Streptophyta, Magnoliopsida, Gentianales, Rubiaceae. The record is from RefSeq and is a predicted model, not a curated record.